AUGAGUACUUCGAUUCUUUCCGGUCUCCUUGGCACCAAGGUCACCGUCGACUUAUGGCCCCUACCAAUUACUGGCCCUGCGUUUGAAACCUGGGAAAUUACCGAAAAAAUCGACGAAGAAAUGUGCGCUAUGCAUGAAAUCGAAUCGAAUAAUGGUACACGACCAGCCUACGUACUUGGCACGUUCCGGUGCCGGUCUACCGAUGACAAUGACGAUGGGAAGAAGCUUGGCAUCAUGAAAGUUUAUAAGCAGAUUCCAUUCGUUGGCACCGAGCUUUACGACUAUGAAUAUCGCAAGCAACAAGCCGUUGAGCCCUACGAACCAACAGAGCUGAUCGCCCUAAAGGCCUUAAAGCGCCGACGCUGCGUGGUUGUUCCGGAAUUACUUGGCUAUCGUCUUACUAAGCAAGAUGCCAUGGAGAUCGUGCCCAGAGGGUGCCUCAUGUACAUUGUGUGGAAGCAAGUCCCAGGGAAGCCCCUGACUCAAGAAGCCUUCUGGCAAGCUCCCCUCGCGGAGCGCAAUGAGAUUCGGUCCCGAUUUCGCCACACCUACCAGCAGCUUGUUGAGUAUGAGCCAAGUAUCGGUGAUAUUCGGAAGAUUAUCUAUGACUGGAUAACAGGAGAGAUGCAUAUCUGUGGGUUCUGGGAUGCCGAGUUACUAGACGGUUAUGCAAAAUGGGAUGACUACCUCUUUGUGCAGUUUGACCUUGUAUCGGGCAGCAAGUCAGAUGAACGGUACUUUAAUAUCACUGCCAUUGAUACUUAUCACGAUGAAAAGGGCUGGAGAUGGUAG
This is a messenger RNA of Penicillium verrucosum, 792 nucleotides long. RefSeq lists its product as uncharacterized. The coding region runs from base 1 to 792 and encodes 263 amino acids. The transcript has 3 exons. Lineage: Eukaryota; Fungi; Ascomycota; Eurotiomycetes; Eurotiales; Aspergillaceae. The record is from RefSeq and is a predicted model, not a curated record.